Molecule: messenger RNA, 1198 nt
Organism: Mauremys mutica (yellowpond turtle)
Lineage: Eukaryota; Metazoa; Chordata; Testudines; Geoemydidae
Gene: TMDD1
Product: transmembrane and death domain 1
Exons: 3
Coding region: 262-1149 (295 amino acids)
Biological process (GO): signal transduction
Molecular function (GO): protein binding
Source: RefSeq, a predicted model, not a curated record
GCAGGGAGCUGAUCUGGAGUGCAGGGGCUGGAUCUGCAAAGACUUAGGUGCCUCAAUCCAAAAUGUAGGUGCUCAAAACCCCUGCUCAGCUGCUGCGUAAUGUUGUUAGUACCUAAGUUUCCCCUGGCGGGCGUACUUGAAUGCUCGUUGGGGCAGCGAGAGAUUGUGAGUGACUGUAGCCCAGUGGUGAAGAAACUCACCCCGGAGACGUGAGUCCUCAGGCAGAACACAUGCUCGGGUUCUGGUCCCCGUUCUUCUGUGAUGUUUGAGACCAUAGGAAUCGGACUUCUCUUGCUGGUUACAUGUGGCUCAUGUGAGGAUACGGCAGCUGAUGACAUAGGAGUGCACAUGAUGGGCCGCAUAUCUGAGCUCCUUUCCCCGGAGGAAUGUCAUGAGUUCUACACUCAGAUCACCGGCCCUGAGGAGAAUAUAGAGGAGGAGCUGGAGCGACUCUCCGAAGUGAAGAACCCAAUCCUCUCCCGCCACCGGCGAGACAUCGUCAGCACAGAACAGUGCAAAGAUGUCCUGACCCAGUGGCUCGAGGCAGAAGGAGAUGCAGUGUACUGGGACCGUCUCUCCCGAGCCCUCCGCCAGAUUGGGCGCCCUGACAUCUCCCAGGAGCUGGGCAAGAACUUGAACCAGGACAAGAACCUCGAGUUGAAGAGGAACGUGGAAGAAUAUCACAAGCGGGUGGAACAUCUGACCUCCUCGCUCCUGCUGGAGGAGGAUGAGAAAUAUGGAGAGACGAACCAGCACAGCAGAGCUCGGCGAGCUGGUGGGAAAUCCCGCAGGGAGAGUGGAUUGAUGCAGAAAGGCUGGGAUGACAUCGACCUCAUCAUCGAAAGGAAACCACUCCCUCCGUACAACAGGAGCCUCUUUGAAUGGAUCAAUCCGGUGGCUUCUGGCUUCAUCGGAGGGUUUUUAAUCUCUUUUGUCCUCAUGGCUCUUGCUAUUUACUCCUUCCUCUGGACCCUGAACCGAGACACCCUGGAGAUGUCUCAUCAUAACCCAGGGCCCCGGCCUGAGCGUGCGGCUCACAACCCCUUGUUCGAGUAUGACCUCAACUAUGCCUUGAUUUUAGAUGAAGACUUAAGGGACAGUGUGGAUGGGGAUGCUUCCGACGACACCAGCUUUGAAGGGGAGCCGUAAUUUGAACCUGAAACUUUUCCAUCUACAGCCCCAUGAGGCGCAGCCAAUA